AUGUCAAAACCCGCGUCAAAGAACGAGAUCAGAACCCCGUCCCACACCGUUCGAGUCGGUUUUACUGGCGAGGCCGGCGCUGAGGCCUUUGCGCGAUUGAACGGCGCGAAAGGUUUCAUUUCUCAUCACACAUCCAUCGCCACUUCAGGGAUGAACGGAGGAGCACCGUUCGAAAACCCGAUUCAAAUCACCUCUUACGGUUCCCAAGCAGACACUCUCAUUCCACGAAAUGUUUAUUCGAUGAACUGCAAGCUUAUCGGCACCAAUAACAAUACCGACGACCAACUUCAUUUUGAAAACAUCAAUCGUAUUAAUCUGGGCAACAUUGACAGAUUUGGUGAAUUUUUUGUCGGCGACCUUAUCGACAAGAUUCCAAUGAUAGCGCUUGGAAUUGUUUAUGGGCGAGACCUGAUCCAAGAUCCCGCUCACAAUGGUAAGAGCACUGUAGUCAUAACGCUGAAGCAUACGGAUUACGACCCAUUGACUCGAGGACAUGUGUCAUGGUUUACAAAACAUUUCAUCCCUCCUGCCCGGAACAUGGAGAAGGCGCAAAAUCUAUGUCAACUCGGUAGAGAAUUGCAAUUAACGGGCCACAUUAGAGAUUACGACGCCGAUCUUUUCAUGUGGGAGAAUGAGGUAACUGCGAUCAGCGUCUGCUACGGCGAAGUUCAACUAAACCUUCCCUCCCCUGCCAGAGGAGCCGGAGGUCCCAACGGUGGCCGUGUCCCAUUGUCACUCACCUCCGCAUCGCAAGUCACCGCCGUGAACGUCAGCAAACCCUCUUCCGAAAACGAAGUUCCAUUGUUUAAUGGCGACGUUGAUCCUGCUGACGUAGCCGACGAAGGAGAAGAAGGUUCCGAACCACUCGCCGAGAUGUCGAACAAAUCUCUCGGUAAACGUCCUCGCCGUGGUUGA
Messenger RNA from Melampsora larici-populina 98AG31, 915 nucleotides. RefSeq lists its product as uncharacterized. Bases 1 to 915 code for a protein of 304 amino acids. The record is from RefSeq and is a predicted model, not a curated record. Lineage: Eukaryota; Fungi; Basidiomycota; Pucciniomycetes; Pucciniales; Melampsoraceae. The transcript is spliced from 5 exons.